CGAUAACAAUACACCGUACAAACAACCAUAAAGCCUCAUCAGAGAUCCGUAUACGCCCAAAGGCUUCGCUUCUUGUCUUCAAGUCUUUCACAACGCAUUCCAUCUAAUCGCCUCGCUGGUAUAAAUGGCGGCUCCAGUCCGGCCCGGCACAGCUCGUGCGCCCUACUCUACAUCAUCGCAGUCAUCCGGUAAAGGGUGGGCGGCGGUCCGCAACAUGACGUUCAGAAGCGACUCACCGCCUAUGCAACAACCACAAUCAUCGGGACGAUGGGACAAACUCAUCAACGCAGCCUCUUCCGCUAAAGCCGCUCUUGCAUCUUCCCUUGCCUCAGAUCGGAAGCACAAUUGGGACGACUCACAUUGUCAAGAUGAGUCUGAUUCGCAUCUGCAUCGUGUGAUGCUGGACUAUCACAUUGAAAGGAAAGGGGAAGUGCCAACAUGGCUUGUACCAAUGGCCCAGCAACAGGCAAUGGGUAUCGUUGCAAGACCACAACAGCAACAGGCUUCACAGUACAUGCAAGAUCCAUAUGUUUCACAGCGGCCACAGCAACGGGCACCAAGUCCAAAUGACUCUAGGAGUGAUGUGUCGAACUCAACAGCGGCAUCAGCAGGCUCAGCAACAGCAAGAAGAAACACGUCACUUCGUGAUAUAUACGAUACAGCAAAGUUGAGGGACACUUCCAGUUUGAGACAGGAAGCGAUGGCAGGUGGUUACAGGCAGAGUCAGGAUAGUGCAGGGUAUGACCGGGGAUCAUCGACUGCGGCGCCUUCCUCUGGGGGUGCACCGAAGAUGUCUUUGAGGGACCGAUUAAAGGAGAGGGCCUCGGGUGCGAACAGGUACUAAUGAUGAUUGUGGCAAUGUUUUGGGUGAUUUUUCGAGGGAUCUUCAGAUGGAGUUUUGGUUUUACUUCAGCGAUAUCUCACAACUUGCUCAUAUAAGUCCUGUUGGCAACCGCCUGUUUGAACUGAAAGUCAUUAAUGAUUGAAAUGAUACAUUGCCAGAUACGGCCAUACCAU
Molecule: messenger RNA, 1017 nt
Organism: Saitoella complicata NRRL Y-17804
Lineage: Eukaryota; Fungi; Ascomycota; Saitoellomycetes; Saitoellales; Saitoellaceae
Exons: 2
Coding region: 125-844 (239 amino acids)
Source: RefSeq, a predicted model, not a curated record